Molecule: messenger RNA, 924 nt
Organism: Candidula unifasciata
Lineage: Eukaryota; Metazoa; Mollusca; Gastropoda; Stylommatophora; Geomitridae
Source: the annotation of a GenBank genome assembly
UCUGGUGAAAGACGAGAAGUGCUACAUUUCCACUACACGACUUGGCCUGAUUUUGGUGUACCAUCAUCUCCCAAUGCCUUUCUUUACUUUCUGCACUCAAUAAGACAGACAAAGUCGCUGGAGGCCGAUGUUGGGCCUGCAAUUGUUCACUGCAGUGCGGGCAUUGGGAGAUCUGGAACUUUCUGUCUGGUAGAUUCCUGCCUUGUCAUGGUUGAAACCGCUGGCACUCUUGAUUGUCUGGACGUCAGAAAAUCAUUACUACAGAUGCGCUCGUUUCGGAUGGGACUCAUACAGACAGCAGACCAGUUGCGUUUCUCUUAUCUGGCCAUUAUUGAAGGAUCACGUGCUCUUUUGAGUGAGAGUGGACUUGGCAGCGUGCAGACGAAACACCCUUUCAGUGAUGAGAACAGCAUAGAAAACCUAGCACCCCAGCCUCCAGAAAGAACCACCAGCCUUCACCCUCCAAAUUCACCGUUUCCAAAUGUCUUAACCAUAUCUAAUGGAGGUGAUGAAGAACCGCCACUUCUACCACCAAAGAAGAGUCCUGUGUCCCAGCCGCCAGACUUUUUUGGCUUCGAACCAGAUUUGAGUCAGAAGUCCGGAGAUGCAGUCAGGCAGUCAUCCCUAGAUGAUGAUAAUGAUACCAAUGACUCCACCAGACUCAGACACCUUGGUAGACACGAAGGUGACGAGUGCGAUGGUGGAGGUGAUAAAGAAGAAGAAAUCAGGGCAGCAGAUGUCAGACAUCAGAUCAGGGAAAACCGGAAGAAGGAGACACUGGAAAAGAUUCGUCUGAUGAAGGAAAAACAGAGAAAAAGCGAGCGCUGGCGACAGUACCGGCCAUAUCUUCGUCAUUCCAUAUAUUUUGGCUUAGCAGUUGUCGUUGGUGUGGCAGCUUUUGUUGCAGCCAGAUAUUUGUUGUAA